UCCUUCCCUCCUUCCCUUCCUUCUGGGCUUAAAAUGGUGUCCAAACUCAGCGCUUUGCAACACGAGCUCCUCAACGCUCUGCUCGCCUCCGGAGUCACCAAAGAGGUCUUGAUUCAAGCUCUGGAGGAACUGAUGCCUUCGACCAGCACCAGCGCAAGCAGCACCAACGCUCCGGCGGCCGGAGGUGGCGGCGGCGGCGGCUACGGGGUGAAACUGGAAAACUUGCAGCUGUCGCCCAACGGAGGCGGCGACGGGACGGAGGCGGACAGCAAGCCCGUCUUCCACACCCUGACCAACGGGCACAGCAAAGGCAGGCUGUCGGGGGACGAGGGGUCGGACGACGGGGAUGAUUUUGACACCCCGCAGAUCCUGCGGGAGUUGCAGGCGCUCAACACCGAGGAGGCGGUGGAGCAGAGGGCCGAAGUGGAGAGGAUGAUCAGGUAA
This is a messenger RNA of Notechis scutatus (mainland tiger snake), 444 nucleotides long. NCBI's taxonomy places the organism in Eukaryota, Metazoa, Chordata, Lepidosauria, Squamata, Elapidae. The record is from RefSeq and is a predicted model, not a curated record.